AUGAAAUUCUUUUGCAAACUCAUCACAAUAAUAUUUACAGUUUGUGUAGUUCAAUGUAGAGAAACUGUAAGAAAUCCAAAGUCAGUUAAGGUUAAUGAUAAAAUCAUAUAUGAUUGUGUGGACAUAAAUAAGCAACCUUCGUUGAGUCAUCCCCUACUCCAAAAUCAUAAAAUCCAGCUGAAGCCAUCUUUCUCAAUAUCUAAACCAAAAGAUAAAAGUAAAUCCAAAAUUCAAAGUAACAAAAUCAUCGAGUGUUCAGAUGGAACUGUUCCUAUACUAAAAUAUACAAACGUAUUUGUUACAAAUGCUCAACACUGGGCUAAGAAACACUUCAGUCCGUUCACAAUCGACAGUCGUGGAACACAUAUUGCUGGAGUUAGAGCAUUACCAUACCAAGGUCCUUAUCAUGGUGUGACAGCUUUGAUGAGUGUACAUGAUUUAAACAUUAGUGUGGACCAAGCUUCAUAUACUAACAUAUAUGUAGGCAGUGGAGUCAGUGACAAAGUUAAUUUUCUUCAAAUUGGUUGGAUGGUAAAUCCAGCAUUAUUUGGUGACAGCCGCACAUGGAGUUAUGGAUUUUGGAAGGGUGUUAAUGGAACAGGGUGUUAUAACACAAUAUGCCCUGGUUUCAUUCAAGUGUCAAGAACUGAUCCUUUAAGUAUACCUAUCCCUUAUCCCCGCAAAGGAGAUAGAGCUAUAUAUAUUAGUAUUUUACAGGAUAAAAAAACAGGAAAUUGGUGGGCAAUCCAUGUAAAUUACCAUGCACCCGAUUUAAACAUUGGUUAUUGGCCAAAAGAAGUAUUUGAUUUAAUAGGUACCAAUGCGGACAUGGUUGGAGUUUUAGGAGUAGUCCAAGCUUCUCCUUCUGGUAAAAGUCCACCAAUGGGUAAUGGUCAUCUACCAACUAAACAUGAAAAGGAGUCGGCCCGCAUUGAAAACGUUGAAAUCAUUGAUUCACAGUUUAAGGCCGUAGGAAGUAGAAAAUAUAAGUUAGAAAAAUUAUUAGACAGUAACAAAUGUUAUGGAUUAAGAGCUAGAGAAGACCUACCUCUCCACGACCUGUUCACAUAUGGUGGCCCUGGAGGAGACUCUUGUGGAAUUUAA
Messenger RNA from Brassica oleracea var. oleracea, 1104 nucleotides. RefSeq lists its product as uncharacterized. The record is from RefSeq and is a predicted model, not a curated record. The coding region runs from base 1 to 1104 and encodes 367 amino acids. The transcript has 7 exons. Lineage: Eukaryota; Viridiplantae; Streptophyta; Magnoliopsida; Brassicales; Brassicaceae.